ACGUGCAAUGCAUCCAUCCAGUGACCGAAUCUCUUAUUGGUCGCUAACUACAAAAGAUCGAGAAUCACAAGCACCCUGAGAAUAUGGCAGCCCUCUUCAGUCUCAAAUGUGGAACUAGGAGACUGUUCAAUAUUUGUAAUACGUGUACAACAAGAUUACAUGCACCAGUUUUAAAGAGGCAAAUCCAGAACACUGCAUGUAUGAUGUCUUUCUCUGAUGCUGAAUUCACUGCAGCUAAGGAUAGACUCAACUCUUUGAAAGAAGAUCCAGGUAAUGAGGUCAAGCUUCAGAUAUACGCUCUCUUUAAACAGGCAACUGCUGGCACGUGCAACACCCCCAAACCAGGAGCAUUUGAUUUUGUUGGCAAGGCUAAGUGGUCUUCUUGGAAUUCUCUAGGCAAUAUGUCACAGGACCAAGCAAAAGAAAAAUAUGUCGGCAUUGUCGAUGAUCUGGUUGCACAAGAAGGUGGUGAAGCAGAGACGGCCUCAACAACCCAAGGAUCUCUGUCCUUCACUGGGCUAAAGUACACUGUGGAUAAUGGGGUAGCAACCAUCACUCUAAAUAGGCCCAACAAGAAGAAUGCUGUAACUACAGAGAUGUAUUCUGAAUGGACAGCUGCUCUGAAAAUGGCAGGGGAGGAUGACCGUGUGGUCCUGGCAGUAAUCACAGGUGCUGGUGAUUAUUACUGUAGUGGGAAUGACCUCAACAAUUUCAUGAAAAUAGACCCUAGUGUUUUACAUGAAGAAUCUGUAAAAGGUAGCGACCUGCUAGAGAUAUUUGUGAAUGGCUUUAUAGAUUUCCCCAAGCCUUUGAUUUGUGCUGUGAAUGGCCCAGCGGUCGGUAUCUCAGUAACCACACUAGGCCUUAUGGAUGUCAUCUAUGCCUCAGAUAAAGCAACCUUCCACACACCUUUUGCGGCACUUGGUCAGAGCCCGGAGGGCUGUUCUUCAUACACAUUCCCCAAAAUAAUGGGAACAGCUCAGGCUAACGAGUGCCUGCUGUUUGGUAAGAAGCUGACCGCCCAGGAGGCGUUUGACCGUGGUCUGGUAACAGAGGUCAUCCCUGAUGCUCAGUUCAGAGAGACAGUUGACAAGAAGGUCAAGGAAUAUGCUCAACUUCCAAGAAAUGCUUUGCGUCUUGCCAAGAAUCUAAUUCGAGAGACCGAGAAAGAGCGCCUCCACAAGGUAAACCGAGCCGAGUGUGAUCUCCUUGUUGACAGAUGGACAUCAGACGAAUGCACACAGGCCAUAAUGAACUACUUCUCAAAAUCAAAGCUCUAAAGAUAAUGCUAAUAUCCCUAUAAUAUCAAUUUUCAUCGUAGGAAUAAGCAGUUCUCAAAGUCUUAUUUAAAAGAGUAAUUCAAAGGGAUGACAGAUUUAACACAUUUCAUACAGCUUUUGUAUGUUUAUAUUUUUCUCAAAUUUAGUUAUAAUUCUUACUGUAAGUUCUGGUCUGGGAUAUAAAAGUAAAGAGUAAAGAAUAUUAAGAGGAAUUAUCUUCGUACUGUAUUAACUUUCUUAAUUCUUUGUUUUUAUAGUUUUUAUGAGGCUAUAAAUCCAAAAAAAGACAACAACAACAAAUGUUUUGCUUAAAUAUUGCCCACUACUAGUGAAUUACAUGUAGUGCCUAUAAUCAUUCCAUUAGACAUAACAAUAGCAGAGGGCAUUGGAAACACUUGUUUUACAAGAUUUUUUGCAAGAUAGUUAAUAAAAAAAUCAUUAAGGUGCUAGAUAUAUGUGAUCAUUUUACACAAGGCACCCGAUUUCUUUGCAACUGAUACAAUCGGCCAGGUACUGUAUAAUCCACAUUUCCUUAAUAGAGAAAAAUGUUCAUAUCAUGCACAAAACCGAGCUCCAGAAAGUGACUGUUUUGGCACAAGAGCUUAUUUCUAGAGAAAGUAGGAAGGAACCUGAACCCUUUUUAUUUCUCUCUUACUUUUAUCAUUGGGAAGCAAAUGUAGUUUUCCACAGAAAACACUCUCUUAUACCAGCACACACCUUAUUUUGUGUUGUUAACACAAUUGACCAAAGGAGUGUUGAUGGCAAAGGAAAAAUGAUAAUGAUAUUUAGAAGGUUUGCUUAAACCAAGCAGUAAUUCAGUACAAAGAAAAACUACUGGCCUGUCAUUUUUGCUCGAUGGUACUUGACAGCCGUAAUGUUUUGAUGAGUUUAGGUUUCAUGUUUAGAAAUGUGUUGGAGCAUCAUUGCCAUUGCCCAUACAGCUAGACAUAGGAUUUCUCUUUUGAAAUUGGAUGAUUUGUUCCUCUGUAUAACAGAAUAGUGUUAUUCAAAUGAAGAAAAAUUACACACUUAUAUUAUGCAAUAAUGAAUUGUUUAUUUAUAUUGUUAUGCUUGAUAAUUUGAAUAAAACAUAUAAUGCAAUCUU
Messenger RNA from Strongylocentrotus purpuratus (purple sea urchin), 2385 nucleotides. RefSeq names its product enoyl-CoA delta isomerase 2, mitochondrial. The coding region runs from base 84 to 1280 and encodes 398 amino acids. The transcript is spliced from 10 exons. The record is from RefSeq and is a predicted model, not a curated record. NCBI's taxonomy places the organism in Eukaryota, Metazoa, Echinodermata, Echinoidea, Camarodonta, Strongylocentrotidae. Gene Ontology annotation, molecular function: fatty-acyl-CoA binding.